CUGGCCAUCCUCCAUAACAUAUCCAUCCAUCCCCUUAUCCUCUCAAUGCCUACCGCCUAAAUUAACGACGCCCACACACUCACCAAACUCCCUAUUUUCCCAGUUGCUUGCGAUGCCACUGCUUCACACUCUUUCCAUCAUCCCACCUCCCUCUCCCUCCUCCUCCUCCUCCUCUAUCGCCACCUUAAACCCUAAUCCCCAUCCUCCCUCCCACUUCAUCAAGUUCCGUACAUCCUACCGCGAAAACCUCCGGUACCUCAAAACCCUGCGCAUCAUCUCCCCCGAAACCAGCCCCAAAAAGCUCCCCCUCCCCGACGCCACCGACCAAAUCCUCGCAACCGUAGGUUUCCUCAAGUCGAAGGGCUUUACGGACUCCGACUUCCCAAGACUGGCCUUCCUCUCCCCUAAGCUCUUCUCCCCCUCCCUCGAUCCAACUGACAUUGCCCCCGUCUUUGAUUUCCUGGCUUCUGAUCUCUCCGCUGACCCUGCGUUUUCCUGCGGCCUCAUCCUUCGCUGCCCCGACCUCCUAUUUGCGGAUGUCGAGUUCUGCCUCCGCCCAACACUGCAUUAUCUUGAACAGUUGGGGAUUGACAAGCCCAAGUCACCGUCGAAUCUGAAUGCACAUUUGCUGAACACUAGGGUGGAAAAGCUCAAGAAGAAGAUGAGGUUCUUGAGGAGUUUAGGGCUUUCGUACGAGGAGGCGGCCAAUGUGUGUGCGAGGCUGCCAGCGAUUUUCGGGUACAGUGUGGAGGAUAACUUGCGGCCCAAGUAUGAAUAUUUGGUGAAGGAUAUGGGAAGGAGCGUGGAGGAGUUGAAGAAGUUUCCGCAGUAUUUUGGAUUCAGUUUGGAGAAGAGAAUUGUCCCCAGGCAUUUGCAUUUGAAAGAAAGGAAUGUCGAGAUUCCGUUGAAUAGGAUGCUAUUGUGGAGUGACCAAAAGUUUUAUACAAAGUGGAAAUAAUCAAAUCGAUGAAUGGUAUGUAAGCCAGUUUGUUAAAAGAUUUGAGUAGAAACAUAAGUUUAA
Messenger RNA from Malus domestica (apple), 1021 nucleotides. Its product is annotated as transcription termination factor MTEF1, chloroplastic. Gene Ontology annotation, biological process: regulation of DNA-templated transcription. The record is from RefSeq and is a predicted model, not a curated record. Gene Ontology annotation, molecular function: double-stranded DNA binding. Lineage: Eukaryota; Viridiplantae; Streptophyta; Magnoliopsida; Rosales; Rosaceae.